Messenger RNA from Balearica regulorum gibbericeps (East African grey crowned-crane), 1245 nucleotides. The record is from RefSeq and is a predicted model, not a curated record. NCBI's taxonomy places the organism in Eukaryota, Metazoa, Chordata, Aves, Gruiformes, Gruidae.
CCAUUUCAGUGAACAUUAUCACCCUGUGUCUAAAGCGAUUGGUCACCUAGCAACUAUCGAUUGUCUGUUCUCAUUGGCCCAGGUGGCUAAACAAGGAGACUACUGCAGACCAACUGUGCAAGAUAAUCAGCGAAAAAUAAUUAUAAAAAAUGGGAGGCACCCUGUGAUUGAUGUACUACUGGGAGAACAGGAUCAGUAUGUUCCAAAUACCACUAACCUUUCAGGAGAUGGUGAAAGGGUCAUGAUAAUAACUGGACCCAACAUGGGAGGAAAGAGCUCUUAUAUAAAGCAAGUUGCAUUGAUCACAGUCAUGGCACAGAUUGGCUCCUACGUUCCUGCAGAGGAGUCGACAAUUGGUAUUGUGGAUGGUAUUUUUACCAGAAUGGGUGCAGCAGACAACAUUUACAAAGGCCAGAGUACCUUUAUGGAAGAACUGACAGAUACUGCUGAGAUAAUAAGAAAAGCAACUUCAAGAUCACUAGUCAUUUUGGAUGAAUUGGGAAGAGGAACUAGCACACAUGAUGGAAUUGCUAUUGCUUAUGCUACACUUGAACAUUUUAUUAGAGACGUGGAGUCGCUGACACUGUUUGUCACUCACUAUCCCUCAGUUUGUGAUCUAGAGAAGGUGUAUCCAGACACAGUUGGUAAUUACCACAUGGCUUUCUUGGUGAAUGAGGAGGAAAGUGCUGAACAAAAAGGAUCUGAAGAUGAAGAGAAUCCUGAAUUUAUCACUUUUCUGUAUCAAAUAACUAAAGGAGUCUCUGCAAGGAGUUAUGGGCUAAAUGUUGCCAAACUGGCAGAUAUUCCUGAAGAAAUCUUGAAGAAGGCAGCUCACAAAUCAAAGGAGUUGGAGACAAUAGUGAAUAUGAAAAGAAAAAGGCUAAAGUCCUUUGCUGAAGUAUGGAAGAUAAAUGAUUCUCAGGAACUACAAAAAUGGAAAAGUAUGUGUGAACCUGAAGAUGAAAGAAAAGACAGUUUUUAAUCUUCAAAUCAUGCUUAAAGAUGGAAAAUAUUGGAGAUGCUUAAUAUAGGUGUGAAGACUUAAUACAUUCUAUCAGGGUGUAGUUCUAGGUGCAUUAAGUUGACUUUUCAGCCUUUUCAGAGAUAAGAGAUGCUGCAUUGUGAUAUGAUGUCCCACAUCCACUUCCUGAUUGUAUAUCUUUUUUCUCACUCCACAUUCCCUCCCUGAAGUGUUUUCCACCCUUUUCCUUAAUUGCAAAAUGUCUAUUGGCAUUGGAUUUAGUU